CCCAUGGUAGAUCAUUGUUAUGACUGCGUUAUCGUGGGUGCUGGUGGCGCAGGAUUAAGGGCAGCUCUCGGAUUAGGUAGCAAAGGCUUUCGCGUGGCAGUGGUGACAAAACUCUUCCCUACAAGAUCGCAUACAGUGGCAGCCCAAGGUGGCAUUAAUGCCGCUAUCAGUAAUUAUGAGCCCGAUAAUUGGUUGUUUCACAUGUACGACACGGUGAAAGGGUCUGAUUGGUUGGGCGAUCAAGACGCCAUACACUUUCUCACUAGAGAAGCACCCAGAGCAGUCUUCGAAUUAGAAAAUUAUGGUUGCCCAUUUAGCAGAACUCAGGAGGGAAAAAUUUAUCAACGAGCAUUCGGUGGCCAGUCUUUACAAUUCGGAAAAGGUGGCCAAGCGCACAGAACUUGCGCGGUUUCUGAUAGAACGGGACAUGCUAUUCUCCACACCCUCUACGGUCAAAGUCUCCGCCAUGAUGUUCACUAUUUCAUCGAAUACUAUGCUCUGGAUUUAUUGAUUCACGGUCGUUGCUGCAAAGGAGUUUUAGCUCUGGAGUUAGAAACUGGAAAGAUGCAUCGCUUUAAAGCCCAUCAUACGAUUCUAGCAACAGGCGGUGCAGAACGGUGUUUUUUCUCCUGUACCGCAGCUCACACCUGUACUGGAGAUGGAAUGGCCAUGGCUUCUAGAGCAGGACUACCUCUCCAAGACAUGGAGUUUGUUCAAUUUCAUCCCACUGGCAUUUAUGGAACUGGUGUACUUGUCACGGAAGGCAGCAGAGGGGAAGGUGGAAAAUUGGUAAACUCAAGAGGAGAAUUUUUCAUGGAGAAAUACGCGCCUAAUGCUAAAGAUCUAGCAUCACGCGACGUAGUGUCACGUGCAAUUACGGUCGAGAUAUUUGAAGGACGGGGAGUUGGCCCAAAGAAGGAUCAUAUCCAUCUGCAGUUACAACAUUUACCUGCAGAAACGAUACGUACUAAAUUACCUGGUAUAGCGCAUCUAGCGUGGGUCUUCGCUGGAGUAAACUGCGAAAAAGAACCAAUUCCUGUUGUUCCGACUGUGCACUACAAUAUGGGUGGUAUUCCAACAAAUUGGCGGGCACAGGUUUUGACUCGAGAGAACGAGGAAGAUCUUCCAGUAGAUGGACUUUGGGCUGCAGGCGAAACCGCAUGUGCAUCCGUCCACGGAGCUAACCGAUUGGGUGCCAAUAGCCUUUUGGAAAUUGUUGUAUUUGGUACCGCAGUUGCCGAUAAUAUCGAUUGUACAACUCGUCCUGGAGAACGACACGAUGAUCUCGAUCCGGACAUUGCAGAACAGGCAAUAUGUCGUUUCGAUGCAACACGCUAUGCAAGCGGUUCGACAUUGGUAGCGGAUCUGCGGGAUGAAAUGCAACGCACAAUGCAGAAAUAUUGCGGUGUCUUUCGUACGUGCGACAUUUUGCAACGCGGAUGCCGGGAGAUAACUCGGCUGUACACUUGCGAUUUACCGGAAAUAUGUGUGCAAGAUAAUUCACUGAUUUGGAAUUCGGAGUUAAUAGAAGCUCUUGAAUUGCAAAACUUGAUGCUUUGCUGCAUGCACAUAGUGUACUCAGCGGAGAACCGGAAAGAAUCCAGAGGCGCUCAUUCUAGAGACGACUUUAAAGACCGAAUAGAUGAAUAUGAUUACACAAAGCCACUAGAAGGUCAGACGAAACGACCGUACACCGAGCAUUGGCGUAAGCACACACUCUCCUGGGCCUUUGAAAAUGGUUCCAUGUGCAUCUCUUACCGCCCAGUAAUAGACACAACUUUAGACGAAAGCGAAGCGCAACAUGUCCCUCCAUCUAUUCGAACCUACUGAAAUAACAUCGUAAUGUAAAGAAAAUCAGUUUCUACGAGCCAUCGAGGACACUACGCCUGCAGGAAAGAACUGGACAUGUACAGUAUAAAAAGAAGCAUAAAAACCUCCCGGAUUUUUUACGAUAGUUGUUACGAAACCAAAUUGAAGUCAAAUGAAAAUAUGUAAUCCCAGAGACUUUUGCGACUCCCAUUGGUAACAAAUACAGCAUUUAAUAUACGCUGACCUGAAAAAAACUUAUCAUUUAAUAUAUUAUGCAGUCAUAACUAGUUCUACCAGUUAAGUCUGCCAGUAAGGUUAUCAUAUGAUCAAUGAUUAAAGUCGAAUGUUUUGCAAAUACACAAAAUAUAAUGGAACAAAUCAGUCGUGGAACGUGCAAACAAUUGUAGCGUACAACACAUUUUAAAGCGUUAUUUAUGCCAUCUGCAGAAAGUGCAAUUCGAUCGCAAUCCCCAGAGUACGGAUACGGUUGCGUUAGUGAAUCUUACACAAUCAAACUUUAUCGACUGUCGCUACUAUUUUUAUUAUCUGCAUUGAUUUGUCUAAACCACGGCUAUAACUGGUCAUCCAACAGAACGCAUAUUUGUAGCUCUACAAACUAAUUUGCCUAUAAAGAAAAUACAGACAGUAGCCAAGUAGACCAAUGGUAUACGGUAUGUUUUGUUUAAAUGGUCUAAUGUAUUCGCGCGUUACUCCUUUACUGCUUGAAUAAGGUCUCUUAAAGACAAAUGAAAGUUCAAUCGUCAGACCGCAAAAGAUAUAGUGUAAAAUUGAUGUAACUUUAUGUUCAAUCAUAUUCACGAGAUUAUCAAAACGCAAGCGAGCAACGAGCAAUUGAUAAAUAAAAACGUGAAGUAAUGAUUUCCUUUAUUUUUAUAUUUUAUAUUAACCCAUAAGUACAUUGCUACGUCUUUUAUACAAAAAUUUCUAGAGAACUAAAACUCACUUCAAAACUAUCCGCAAUGGGCGAAUCGCCUUGGAUCCGUGUACGGGGCCGGUGGGUCGUCAUGGCUCUAACAGUAAGCGAAGGUCAAUUCCACCGGUUCCGACUAACCACGGAGCAUCGACCAAUGGGAGAUCAGCUUAAGUGCCACGCCAUCAUCCCCUCUACGUAACCACUUUGUGGCAUUUUUAGCGAGUGCGAAACCCAUCACGCUCGACUGAGCAUCUCGCCGCAAAUAAAGGUGUAAAUGACCUUACAGAAGAUCUUACAGAAAACGAAAUUCUCCCUUGAUACAUGCAGUUUACUUAAAAUCCUCCAAAACAUUUGCUUUCUCUCAUGUUGAAUAACACGCAGGGCAUUCGAAUCAUGCAAUACGUCACUGCCAUUCCGAGGGAAUAAGUUAGGAUUAUCCUCAAUUGCUACUCGCCAGUUUCAUUACACUCCCG
This is a messenger RNA of Orussus abietinus, 3216 nucleotides long. RefSeq names its product succinate dehydrogenase [ubiquinone] flavoprotein subunit, mitochondrial. Bases 4 to 1830 code for a protein of 608 amino acids. Gene Ontology annotation, molecular function: succinate dehydrogenase (quinone) activity; flavin adenine dinucleotide binding; electron transfer activity. Lineage: Eukaryota; Metazoa; Arthropoda; Insecta; Hymenoptera; Orussidae. The record is from RefSeq and is a predicted model, not a curated record. The transcript is spliced from 11 exons. Gene Ontology annotation, biological process: tricarboxylic acid cycle; mitochondrial electron transport, succinate to ubiquinone.